This is a messenger RNA of Penicillium hordei, 498 nucleotides long. RefSeq lists its product as uncharacterized. The transcript has 2 exons. The coding region runs from base 1 to 498 and encodes 165 amino acids. Lineage: Eukaryota; Fungi; Ascomycota; Eurotiomycetes; Eurotiales; Aspergillaceae. The record is from RefSeq and is a predicted model, not a curated record.
AUGGUGCGAUCGUAUCUUUUGCUCGGAUUCCUGACUGCCGUUUGCCAACCGGCAUAUGGUCUAGUAUUUCGUGAUAAGCUUAAGCAAGUUGUCGGAGGCGAGAAUCUUUACUUGCUGCAUGAUGUUGAGGAUACAACAUCUGUGAGAUUCGACAACCUACAAAUUCCUGGGACGAAGGGCUGGAAGUUUGAUACUGAGGGUUUUGAAGAUAAUGAAGCUGUCAUCACGCCUCUGGACUCCGACAAGACCCUGAUAUGUGAGGAGGGCAGCAACUGCAGGCUUGAUCUUGAAGGAACAAAACAACCCUACGUGAUCGCCAGGGUCUCUGAGCGUCCCAUUUUCACCCUCCAAGACAAGCUUUCGCAGCUCUACGUGUCACGCACACCUGACCUCUACCUGGAGCUGACCGAGGAGAUCUCUGAUUCCAUUUAUUUUGAAUUGGAAAAGCUCAAUGAAGGCAACGAAAGCUCUGGUCUCCACUCAAGGGAAGAUCUAUAG